Ruditapes philippinarum (Manila clam) is the source of this 2805-nucleotide messenger RNA. RefSeq lists its product as uncharacterized. The record is from RefSeq and is a predicted model, not a curated record. The transcript has 14 exons. The coding region runs from base 13 to 2451 and encodes 812 amino acids. Lineage: Eukaryota; Metazoa; Mollusca; Bivalvia; Venerida; Veneridae.
GAUAUUUAAGAAAUGGGAAGUUACGUCACUUGGCUACGUAGACGAAUCACGGUGUUGAAGAAUAUUGAUACUCCUAAUGUGAUAGAGAUAAUACGUCACAGCAAAUAUAUGACAUUUCUCAAAGACGACAUCAUAUGUCAGCAAGGUCAAUGCCGCCCAGAGAAUGGUUCACUGAAAUACUAUUUUCUUAUGCGCGGCUCAGUAUCAAUCUACGUCAAUCCAUUUCUGCCACAAGGUAAGAAGCGACGCAGCUCAACAAGCUCAUUAGAAAGGGUCUUGUCUGUUGUGUCAUCCAGCACAAGACUUUUGUCGGCUUCAUCAAAGAGGACCACGUAUUCCCGCGUUUCUCAACCAUACGCAACGCUUACAGAACAACCGGAAACGGAUGUAAGUGACACAGAAUCCGAAUCAGAGGAAAGCGAAACUAAAGAAAAAACAAAUAAAACAGACACUAUUCCUAGUGAUGAUGUCGAAACGUUAAGCGCCUCGUCCACACCGAUAGAUGCUGUUGCUCAAAGUCAGAAUAUUCCAAAUGAACGAAGCCAAAGUCCAAAAUCGAGGGCGUCCAAGCGUUCCCGGAAAUCUACGCCACGUGCCAAACUUGGGAAUUUCAUAGUCAAAUGCGAUAGCGGGAAAUAUUUUGACGAGGAGUCUGUGAUGGAUGAGAAUGGACAUUUUAACGCGUCCAUUAUUGCAGACGACACAUUAGAUAUCAUGGUUAUAGACGAGGAGAUAUUUGACAAGUAUAUUCGGGAGCACCAUGAGCAGGAGGUUAUCAACAUGUCAAACUUUGUUGACCUUCAUCCAUUUUUCCGACAACUUCCGGCCCAGUCACGUGGUAUGCUACAAAUAAGUAUGAAAAGUCAAUAUUUUCCUGCGGGUUCACAUAUUGUAAAACAAGGUGAUUCUGUCAAUAGACUGAUAUUUCUUGUAAGUGGAAGUGCAGAGGUGAUUAUUGAACCAGGAAAACAUCGCUACCAAUACCCAGAGUUAUGGCCCUUUGAAACAAGCUCUGACGUUUACUUCAACGAAUUCGAAUGGCUACGUGAAUCUCGAAGACGUGUAUAUCGCCGGAAGUAUGAAUUUGCGGGGGAGGUCUCAAGACGCGCUAGUCACAAAGAGAACAACAACAAAAGGGCGGAGAUCAGUGUAUGUGCCGUACAGAAUCGGGAAAUAAUUGGUAUCACGGAAGUUAUCCUAGACCUACCAACAUACACAAGUAGUCUGCGAUGUUUACAUGACUGUGAAAUAUAUACUCUUCAUCUAAAACCUUUCAGGAGGUUGAUAAAGAAGAAACAUCCGGAAGUGAUUGAUUUGAUAAGGGCAUAUGUAAUGAUGAAACUCAGAUUCCGGUUGGACAACAGUAUUGGUGAUCAAGUGCCUUUGGUACAAAGUUUAUAUAUCAAAGUUCAAAAUCUAGUACGUGAACAAUCAUUUAAAGGAACUGUUACAAGAAGUAAUGAAAAACUGAAAGAAAAAGAGAAAGAAAUGCUUAGGCUCCUAGAGUGGUUUAAACUUGGCAAAGCGCCACUAGUGAAGGACCUUGAUGUUGACGUCAUCAAAUGGAUGGAGGACAUGAAAGAAAAAGCGAGCGUGAGAAAGAGCGUUCGUGAAAGAACAAUAGUUACUGGGGAACCCCGCAAGGAAUUCAGACGAAUAGGUUGUUUGGCUGCAGUAAAGACAAAAAGGGACCCGAUGAGUCUGCGCAGACUGAAGGACCCUAUGAACGAGCUGUUGCUGAGGUUGAGGAUGGAAGGCACGUAUGUGUCAGACGAGAAAGAACUAGAAGAGUUGAUACAGCGGAUUUCAAUUACACCAGCAGACGAACUUUACGACAUUAGAACACAAGCUAGUAGAAUAACAGAUGAAGAAUACCGGUUACUAAGAUACCGUCGCUACGGUAACCGACUCAUCAAGAACUUUGUUAAAAUGUUGGAGCGGCGAGACACUCGAUAUCUUCUUGGCCAACAUGAAAAGACAGUUUUAUCGUCAGUUUUGUUAGAUGACACACUGUCCGAUGAUGAAGCUGGUGACGAGGAAGAUAAUCAGUUUCCGGUGUAUAAUGAAGAUUAUUGGCGAACAUUUGAAGACCGUUUCAGCGCUCGAACCAGGCCCACCACGUAUAAAAGCAAGGCUACAACGGACACCUACAAAUCUUUGCAGUUUGAUCGCCGCAGUGUGACGCCAGGAACGCUAGACAUGCGCAUUAAAGACUUUCACAUUAAACAUGGUGGCUCAGAGGCAGAAAUCACAAACCUCCCUCGAAUAAAAAAUCACAGGGACUUAGAAUUUGAUUACGAGAACGAACCAAUUGGUGGAGGAAAAGUGUUCGUCACCACGAUGCCGUGCGUCUCGUGCAGAAAGAAUGUGCACUUGAAGAAUCACUCGCACGUGCGCUGUCAAAUGUUACACACGUUGCCGAUGGAUAAAGUAAAAGGUUAUAAAGAUUAAUGACAAAGAUGUUACAGAUAUAAUUCAUAAAAUGUGGAAGAAGGAAACGGAAAAAUAAAUAGAUAAAUUUUAAACUCGGUAACAAAAGAAUGGUCAUACCAUGGAAAUCUUUUGAGCAUGUCCAAGACAAAAGGUCAUAUAUCUGAUACUCUUUGAUGUAAAAUGUGAAUGAUUAUGCAUGUAUUGCGGACAAAAGUAAAGUACUUCUUUAACACCUUCAUUUAAAGAUAUACUAGGUAAAUCUAGAUAUUUAAAUAUGGACAAAAGUCAAUGCCUAAAAUAUUGACAUUUCCUAACUAAGUUAAAUCCGCCCGUGAUCUGAAUAGAUAAACUAGUAAAAAUAAUGAUAAUAAA